AGUAAAGGAACAACCGAGAGCAGAGGGGCAGGGAGUGCAACAGAGCAGGCAAAAAAAGGACCUAUACCACACAACUGCUCUCUGACGUGAAACUUGCACGUGGCUUUGGAUGUGAUGUUUUGUUGGGAGAGUUAGUAGGGAGCACCUGAGUUGUGUCAGACAAGCAGAAGAGCACACUGCUACCUGUGCACAGUUUUACGUUUUGUGAUAGCGGUGAGGAUCCAGUUUGUAUUUUUAAGGAGAAAAGAAGAAGGGCUGGGCAAAGAUCAAAACUGGACCUCAUCCAUCUCCUCUUGGGCUGCAUCCCUGCGGGUGCGUUGUGUGCAGACAGACAGACAGACAGGCUGAUUUGAACACUGAAUUGCUUCAUUUGAUGAAAGCCCAACUUUUGUGGAUCUUGCAGCUUUUCCAGCCACCACACAACUUCUCUGGAGCCUGGAUCCACUGCUCAGUGUGAGAAACAGCAGGAGCGAGCAGGGGAAAAAGAGAAUAUUGCCAUCCAUCUCUAGCUUCCACAGCCCACCCUCAGCUUUGAACGCCCCUCCUCUCUGCCUCUUCUUUUGCCCCCUGUACUCCCCUCAUCCCCUCCUCUACACCUCACCCCCCAACAGAGCAGAAAGCGUGAAAAAUCUCACUAAUGGGUUUAUUUGCUGUCAGAUCUGCGCCGAUCUGUCAUUCCCUUGGACUAUUCUGCUUGACACAUUUCAUAGUUGAGUAAGCCUCCUGGCUUUCUGGCUAGAGUUAACAGUGCCGCUGCAACGUUGUGCUGGCUAAGAGCUCAUCAAGAGGAGAGCAACGGCAGCAGCAGUCAGUCUGACAGUCUUUUGGACAGGGAGUCCCUGAAGCUGCAUUCCUCUGGUCUCCUUCUCCCUGUUAGGACUUUGUGUCUGUGAGCCUUCUGGGCAUCCUCAGCUUCUGUCUAAUUACACUGCGGGUCUCCUCCGCAGAAGAUUCAGGCUGUUUCUGCAGAGCUUCUGGUGCUGAUUGAAAAAUAGUGUGAAGAUGUGGUGUGGGGCUGGGCCUCUGGCCGUGGUGGCUGCAGUGUUUUGGACGCAGUUUGUCCUUAUGGAUGGGGUGGAUGCCAAGAAGGAGAGAAAGAGGCCAAAGGAGGCCAUCCCACAACACACAGAGACCAUCAAUGCUACUCUCUCCAACAGUGAAGAGGUCGGUGGAAGCAUCAAGAUUUCUGACAACCAGAGAGUAGAUCCAUUGGGAUCAUGGAUGGACUUUGUCAAAAGACCUGUUGGCAACUUCCCUGGAAAAUGUCGCAAACGCAAACGACCCCUGCCAGGCCCACCUGGUCCUCCAGGUCCUCCUGGCCCACAGGGACCGCCUGGCUCUCCUGGGGCUGAAGUGACCCAGGAAGUUCUUCUCCAGGAAUUUAAAGAGAUGAUUAAAGAGGCUACAGAGAGGAGAGCAGCAGCACUGGACAGACAAACCAGCCCCAGCCAGCUACCUACAGCUCUCCUCACCCUGGAGGGGAUGACCUCCUACCGACGAAUAGAAGAGGCUUUCCACUGCAAGCUCAAGGGACCUGUGGUGGUCGACAAGAAGACUCUGGUGGAGCUCCAGAACUUUCAGACACCACCAGCUAAAGGAGCCUUCCUCAGAGGAUCGGGAAUGGAUCAGUCUACUGGAAGAUUCACAGCUCCCAUCACUGGGAUCUACCAGUUCUCUGCUAAUGUCCACAUUGACCACAAUGAGGUGAAGAGGAGCAAGAGUCAGCUCAAGGCCAGGGAUAACGUUCGGGUGCUGAUCUGCAUCGAAUCACUCUGCCACAGAUACACCUCAAUGGAGAUGAUUGUUGGAUUAGAAAGUAACAGCAAGAUAUUCACUGUCAGCGUGCAGGGGCUGCUGGAGCUACAGGCCGGGCAGUACACCUCCAUAUUUGUGGAUAAUGCAGCAGGCGCUUCCAUUACAAUACAGAAUGGGUCAGAUUUUAUGGGCAUGCUGCUUGGCGUAUAGCCUCACACAUGAUAUGGGCAUUAUCCAAGCCAUCCACUGCUGCCGUUUUCUUUUUGUGUUUGUUACAAUGGACUGCUUAUGAGCACCACCGCACAGUACCAAACCACAGGGGAGGUUUGAAGGAAGGAAGUGAAGCUGACACUGACUUGACUGCUUGUCAGAUGGUGAAAGGACAGUGUGAAGAACUCAAGGACUGAGUUCGUUUUUCACAGUGCACUGCGACUCCUCUGAGGAACUUGGGUGUCUGUUGCUUCACCAAUAAAAUAGGCCUGAAAAUAAAACGGUGUAAAAUAUGUCUGUUUCAGUAUGUUUUUCAUGGUUGCUGAAGACCUUUGGGGGUAAACCAAAUAUCAAUGUUUGUCAUGUUUUCUGGAUAGAUGUGGGAACAUGAAAAAGUAAAAUGUUUUGUUUAAUGUGACAUGUUUAUAGUUUUGUCUACAUGAUCUAUGAUGUACACACUCAUGAACUAUAGUUAUUUUUUAUCAUGGAUUAAAUCUCACAUUUAUAUAUGUUAUAUGGUACAUAGACUGUGAGUACACUGGACAAUGGAAACACGUGCAAAAGUCAUCAUACAGCCUCUCAAGAUCAUGGAAAUGUGAUCUCCCACACAUGAAAUUACAUGUUUUAUAAUAUUUUUUUAAAAAAUUGUAUAAAACUAUUACUGUAUGAUUGAGCCAUGCUAGCGGCAUGGCUCUGUUAGGCAAUGUCAGUCAUUCAGUCCACCACUUUGGUUCAGAGCGAAAUAUCUCAAAAACCAUUUGAUUGCCAUGACAUUUUGCAGAGUCAUUUAUGGUCACAAGAGAAUGAAUCCUACUAACUUUAGUGAUCCACUCACUUUUCAUCUAGCCUUACCAUGAGGCUUAAGUGAAAGUUUUGUAAUUUUGAAUAAAAUAUAGCAAAAACUAUUGGAUCUUUUGCCAUGAAAUUUGGUAUACACGGUCAUGUUCCCCACAGGAAGAAAUAAACCAAUUAGCAUGCUAACAUCUGUUACAGUGUUAGCAACACCCUAAAUUAAGAAACAUGGUAAACAUUAUACCUGCUAAAUAUGUUGGCAUUGUCAUUGUGAGCAUGUUGGUAUGCUGAAAACCAUAGUAUAGCUGUAGACUCUUGUGGCGUAUUCACAGUAAAACGGAAAAACAAGGGUAUUGUGCUGCACAAUCGUCGGCUCAGUAUUUACCACUCUGGGACUACCAGCGGAGCUCUGCAAAAUGGCACCACCGUAGCUACAAUGCUAUUAGUGCUAGUACACUGCUACAUUUCAGAAACUCAAACAGUAUUUUUGUAACAAACAGCCAAGUGAAUAUCUGUUUGUCUGUUUUUAGGUAAUUGUUAUUGUACAGUUCUGGAAAUUAAGAGACACAAGUAUUUUGUUUUGUGUCAGACAUCGGGAUACAUCCUUUGUAAGAGAGAUGUAAGAGGAUGAUUUUUGAUUAGCCUUAAGCCUAUUUUUUGUUAUCAUUUAUCAUCUGUUAUUUCCACUGUAUUUUAUUAUUUUUUUGACAUACUGAUGUUUGUAAUUUAUCAUAACUGAUACACCAGUAACAAUGGAAAGCAAUGAAAUUUGAUGUGGUAUUUAUGUUUGAGGAAAUGUAUGAAUUGCAAGUUGAUUUAAACUCUUGUGGACUGUUGAAACCACAGAUUUUUGCAAGAAUAUAAUUAUAUCAUUUUACCAUAUUUUAUUACCCACACUAUGCUUUAAUUUGAAAUUAAACUUUUUAAAAAAUGUU
Micropterus dolomieu (smallmouth bass) is the source of this 3692-nucleotide messenger RNA. RefSeq names its product C1q and TNF related 12 (gene c1qtnf12). The coding region runs from base 1003 to 1965 and encodes 320 amino acids. Lineage: Eukaryota; Metazoa; Chordata; Actinopteri; Centrarchiformes; Centrarchidae. Gene Ontology annotation, molecular function: hormone activity. The transcript is spliced from 8 exons. The record is from RefSeq and is a predicted model, not a curated record.